Molecule: messenger RNA, 4797 nt
Organism: Leucoraja erinaceus (little skate)
Lineage: Eukaryota; Metazoa; Chordata; Chondrichthyes; Rajiformes; Rajidae
Biological process (GO): proteolysis; DNA integration
Molecular function (GO): nucleic acid binding; aspartic-type endopeptidase activity
Source: RefSeq, a predicted model, not a curated record
AUGUGGACCUUGUCGGUCCCUUGCCAUUCUCGAGGCGCCACGCACCUGCUGACCAUCGUGGACCGUUCCACGAGGUGGCCGGAGGUGAUUCCACUUUCGGAUACCUCCGCCGAGGCUUGCGCCUGGUCUAUGGCAGCCCACUGGAUCGCCCGGUUCGGGGUGCCAUCCGACAUCACCGCGGAGCAUGGGGCCCAGUUCACCUCUUCCUUGUGGUCGGUCCUGGCCCGGCUCAAUGGCGCCCGGCUGCACCAGAAGACCGCCUAUCACCCGCAGGCUAAUGGGCUGGUCGAAAGAUUCCAUCUGCACCUUAACUCGGCGUUGAAGGCCCGGCUAAUAGGUCCGUACUGGGUGGACCAACUGCCCUGGGUCCUCCUGGGCAUGGGUCAGCCGAGGUGCAUGUGCCCGCGGUGUUACAACAGUGUGCAGCGGGUCUAUGAAAGUCCUUUUCGUGUGCUGCGGGCCGGAGUCGCCAUGUUCACGUUGGACGUGGGUGGCCGGCAGGAGAUCGUCUCCAUUGGCCGUCUCAAGCCCGCCCACGUGGAUGGGGACAAGCCGGUGGUCAGUGCUCCACCGCGACUCGAUCGAGACCACCAUUGUGGCUGGAUCUGUGUUGUUGGUGUUUGUGAAACUCAUUGCAUGUUCGAUCGUUUUCGAAUAAAACUUCGAUUUACAACAUCGACUCCUGUCUCUAUCCGCCAAAAGCAACCACCGUGGGUCAACAAGUUGUGGAAGUUAAGCAUGGAUUGCGAUGAAGAAACAAGAGUUGGAACUCAAGCAACCAAGCAAGUGGCAGAGGCCCAGUUUGCUGUGCGAGGUAUCACGCAGGAUGAGACGAAGUACUAUUACGUGGUUGGCUCGCUUGACCAACUGACCGCGAGGCGGGUUAAGCCUUUCCUCAGGGCCCCCCCGGUAACAAACAAAUAUGCUGGCCUUAAAGCAUUUCUAAUCAGGAGGUUUGGCCUGGGUGAUGCCGAGCGGGCAGCUCGCAUUUUCAGAAUGGACGGCCUGGGCGACCGCCAGCUGUCUGCCCUCCUGGAAGACAUGCUCACCCUAAUGGGGGACCAUGAGCCAUGCCGACGAGCUGUGGAAUUCUCGCCAUCGCAACCUGGAAGCAGUGGACGUCCUUCCCGAGUCGUUUGGAGACUCAGAGCAGGUCGGGACCGCUAUCCACCGCGUCUCCACUGCUCCCGGUCGGCCCCCGCGGCAAAAUCCGGCGGCCAUUACGCAUUCAGCAGCAGGCACGUCCUUCCAGCACGGCCAGCCUGCAGUUCAAACCAAUGCCAGCAGAGGUCGCUGGCGUUCAAACCAGCCAAAUCGGCUUGCAGUUCAACCAGACGCCAGCAAAGCUGGUUGGUGUUAUUAUCAUCGCCGCUGGGGAGCUGCAGCCAGGCUUUGUCGCCCACCCUGUUCGUUCUCGGGAAACUAAAGGGCCGGCCGUCAGCGAUUCCUUCGGCGGCCGGCACGAUUCAUCGCGUUUUCGCAUGGGAUCGCCGCAGUGGGGGACGUUUCCUCGUCGACACGGGUGCGGAAGUGAGUGUUCUGCCUCCCUCCAUCACUGACAUCCGGGCGGGCAAACAAGGCCCCCUCCUCACCGCGGCAAACGGGAGUGCUAUUCGCACCUACGGGUUUCGCACCAUUCCCCUCAACUUUGGCCGCAACUCGUUUUCGUGGAGGUUCGUCAUUGCAGACGUUUCCCAGCCGCUGCUGGGCGCCGACUUCCUUAGAGCCCAUUCACUGCUCGUGGAUGUCAAGCGGCGGCGCCUGAUGCACUCAGCCACGCUGGAGCCAGUCUUCCUCCGUACAGGUGAUCCUGUAGUACGCCCUGAUGGCCCCCUGUCAUCCGUGGAUGCGACUUUCGCGCGUAUCCUGGCAGAUUUUCCUAGCAUUCUCGAACCCCACUUCCACUCCUCCACCCCGAAGCACGGGGUGGAGCAUAUCCCGACUACUGGCCCACCUGUGCACGCGCGGGCACGUCGUCUCGCCCCAGACAAGCUCCGUCUAGCUCGGGAGGAGUUCCGCCAGAUGGAGGCGUUGGGCAUCGUGCGUCCAUCCGAUAGCCCAUGGGCCUCACCGCUCCACAUGGUCCCUAAGAAGGACGGGGGCUGGCGCCCGUGUGACGAUUACCGGCGCCUGAAUGAUGCGACCGUCGCCGACAGGUAUCCGGUCCCGCACAUUCAGGACUUCAAUGCCCAUCUGGCUGGGGCAUCCAUAUUUUCCAAGGUGGACCUCGUGCGAGGGUACAAUCAAAUCCCAGUCCGCCCCGACGAUAUCCCGAAGACGGCCAUUAUCACACCAUUUGGUCUUUUCGAAUUUGUGCGGAUGCCGUUUGGGUUGAAGAACGCCGCGCAGGCCUUUCAGCGGCUUAUGGACUGCGUGUGCCGCGGAUUGGACUUUGUUUUUGUGUACCUGGACGACAUACUCGUGGCCAGUCGCACGCGGCAGGAGCACUGCACCCACCUCCGUCAACUGUGUCAGCGCCUCAGCGAUUUCGGUUUAACUAUAAACGCGUCCAAGUGCUGUUUCGGGGUGACGGCUAUCAACUUCCUCGGCCACCGCGUGACCGAACAAGGGGUGGUGCCUCUGCCGACCAGGGUAGACGCUAUUCGCAGGUUCCCCCGUCCGACCACAGUUAGGGGCCUGCAGGAAUUCGUGGGAAUGGUCACUUUCUAUCACCGCUUCCUGCCCUCAGCGGCUGCGAUCAUGCGUCCGCUUUUCAACCUGAUUGCUGGUCAUCGCAGGGAGGUUGAUUGGUCCAUGGAAGCAACAGCGGCAUUUGAGACGGCUAAGCAGGCACUGGCUGAGGCCACGAUGCUCGUCCACCCACGAGAGGAUGCCACGACCGCCUUGACGGUGGAUGCUUCGGAGAUUGCGGUUGGGGCAGUGUUAGAGCAGCUCAUUGAGGGUUGCUGGCGGCCACUUGCCUUCUUCAGCAGGCAUCUCAGUGGACCACAGCGUCGUUACAGCGCCUUCGACCGUGAGCUCCUUGCCCUAUAUCUCGCCGUACGCCAUUUCCGCUAUUUUCUGGAGGGGAGACCAUUUACUGCAUUCACGGACCACAAGCCGCUAACCUUCGCGUUCGCCAAGGUAUCAGACCCGUGGUCUGCCCGGCAGCAGAGGCAGUUGGCGUAUGUGUCCGAGUACACCACCUCCAUCCGGUUCAUUGAGGGCAAAUUUAACAGGGUGGCCGAUGCCUUAUCAAGACCUGCAGUCCACGCGGUUCUCCAAGUCGGUGAGGGGAUUAACUAUUCCGACCUGGCAGCUGCUCAGCUGGUCGAAGAGGAGAUGGCUGCCUAUCGUACAGCAGUUUCGGGCCUGCAGUUGGAGGACGUUGUCUGUGGUCCUGGGGGUACCACGCUGUUGUGCGAUGUCUCCUCUGGAGUUCCGCGACCCAUCGUCCCGAUCGCCUGGCGGCGCAGGGUGUUUGAGGUGCUCCAUGGCCUUGCGCAUCCCUCCAUCAGGGCAACAAUGGCCCUGGUAGCCUCCCGCUUUAUGUGGCACGGGCUGCGGAAGGAGGUUGGGCAUUGGGCGCGCACUUGCAUCCGAUGCCAGACCGCCAAGGUGCAACGACACGUGCACGCGCCAUUGCAGGAGUUCCCCAUUCCUCAUAAACGUUUCGACCACAUUCACGUGGACAUCGUGGGGCCGCUGCCGUCGUCCCAGGGCAUGACGUAUAUAUUUACCGUUGUGGACCGCUUCACGCGGUGGCCUGAAGCCAUUCCGCUACAGAAUUCCACCACUACUACCUGUGCUCGAGCAUUGUUGGCGCACUGGAUCGCCCGGUUCGGGGUUCCACUGGACAUAACAUCCGACCGGGGGCCUCAGUUCACGUCAGAGCUGUGGUCGGCCAUGGCACGCCUCCUGGGUGUUCGUCUGCACCACACGACAGCGUACCACCCACAGUCGAACGGCCUAGUGGAACGGUUUCACCGACAGCUUAAGGGUGCCCUAAGGGCGCGGCUCACUGACCCAGAUUGGGUAGACGCUCUACCGUGGGUUUUGCUGGGGAUACGCACCGCACCCAAGGAGGACUUGGCCUCCUCCUCCGCUGAAUUGGUGUAUGGGUCUCCGUUAACGGUGCCUGGGGAGUUCAUCCCGCCGGCACGUGGCCAGGUGGAGCAGCCUUCAGAAGCUCUGCAACGUCUUCGGCAGACGGUGGGCAAGCUGGCGCCGGUGCCCACUUCUCGUCAUGGGUCCUUCCGUCCGCACAUUCCCUCUGCUCUGGAGGACUGCCAGUUUGUUUUUCUGCGCAGGGAUGCACAUCGGACACCUCUACAGCGGCCGUAUGAAGGCCCCUUCCGGGUCUUGGAACAGGGCUCGUCGACGUUCGUCCUGGACAUGGGGGGUCGGCGGGAGACUGUUUCAGUUGCGCGGUUGAAGCCAGCACAUAUCGAUAUCGAUCGGCCGGCGCUGGUAGCACUGCCCCGUAAGCGAGGGCGACCUCUGUCUAGGGUACCUCCUCCUUUGGUUACUUCGUACCCCGCACUUGUUAAUCAGGCGCCUGUUCCGGGUCCGAGCGUAGUGUGCACCGGGUCUGGCCGUCGUGUACGCCGUCCUGUCCGUUUCGUACCUCGGGUACUUGGGGGGGGUCCUGUGGCGGUCCCUGGGGGGUAGGCCACUCCUUGGAUCAUUCCCCUCGACGAUUGAGGGACAGGGGCGUAGGUCUGCCACGGGGUUUCCCGGUCGACUCCCCAGGGGUAGAUAUAAGAGUGUCGGUUGGUGUUCGAAAACGGGGUUAAUAAAAAAGCUUCUUUUGAAUCCGCCUGGCGUCCGGUCUUUUCCUGACCUUGACCAGGCCAC